UCUGGUGGACAAUGCUUACACAGCUGUUCGGAGCAUGCUAGAUAGCUAAUUAGCGCAGGCGGUCGCCUCCUGUCUUCCGUAAACAAGCGCUGUAACGUGGAGAUACGGUCACGUGGGAACACGAACCCUAUCAAGUGCAAAGAUGCAGCCGGUAGAUUCUCUCCUCCACAGUGGCUAUUUUCACGCAACACUCAGAUGCUGGCAGAGCUGCGCCUCAGACUUGAGACCUGAGAAUCUUAUUUACCCCAUCUUCGUCACUGACAGUCCUGAUGCUGUGGAGCCCAUCGCUAGUCUACCAGGCCAGGCCAGAUAUGGAGUGAAUAAACUGGAAGGCAUGCUACGCCCCCUUGUGGAGAAAGGCUUGAAGUGUGUGCUGAUUUUCGGCGUGCCUGCCAAAAUCGCUAAGGAUGAGAGGGGUUCGGGUGCAGACACAGGUGAUACUCCGGCAGUAUUGGCUGUGAAGAAGAUAAGCUCUCUGUUCCCUGACCUGCUGAUGGCCUGUGACGUCUGCCUCUGUCCCUACACCUCACAUGGACACUGUGGAAUCUUGCGGGAGGAUGGCACUCUGGACAAUGGUGCCAGUUGCCAGCGUCUGGCAGAAGUGGCAUUGGCCUACGCCCGUGCUGGCUGUCACAUCAUUGCACCCUCUGAUAUGAUGGAUGGGCGAGUGGGAGCCAUCAAACAAUCACUGAUGUCCAAUGACAUGGGCAACAAGGUUUCUGUACUAAGCUACAGUGCUAAAUUUGCUUCCUGUUACUAUGGUCCCUUCAGAGAUGCAGCUCAGUCCACACCAGCAUUUGGAGACCGGCGUUGUUAUCAGCUGCCACCUGGUGCAAGGGGCCUGGCACUGCGAGCUGUGGACAGAGAUGUCAAGGAGGGGGCAGAUAUGCUGAUGGUGAAGCCAGGACUGCCCUAUCUGGACAUAGUAAGGGAGGUGAAAGACAAGCACCCCAAUCACCCACUGGCGGUGUAUAACGUGUCAGGGGAGUUUGCCAUGCUGUGGCAUGGAGCUCAGGCUGGAGCUUUUGACCUGCGCACCGCUGUACUGGAGUCUAUGACCGCCUUCCGCAGGGCAGGUGCUGACAUCAUCAUCACCUACUACGCACCUCAACUGCUCACCUGGCUGAAAGAGUAACAGACAGAAGGAUGGACCUACGGAUUGACAUGCGAUUAGCUCCUUUUUACCAAGCUGUUCAAUGCUGAACUACACUGACAAAUGGGGUCUACUGAAGCCAAACUGACAUGUGAGAACAGGCAAUCUAUCUUCAUACAUUAAUUUACAGUUUAUUUUUCUAUAUAACAUUGAUAUUUUGUUCUGGGACUCUUUUUUUUUUUUAUCAUGUGCAGCAACCACAAAUUCUCACCAAAGAUGGUAUUCUACUAGCUCGUAACCACAGCAUAUCAAAUAAGGUUUGAAGGGUUAGCCUAAUGUUAGCUUUUACAGUCCUGUUUUUUUCAUCUAUCUGUUGAUUGUCUUGGUGGGUUUAUGGGUAUUUUUUACUAUUCUAUAGUUUUCCAAAUUGCGUAAUUAUGGACUUUUAUUUUAUUCUGUGCCUUCUGUAAUAGCCACUCUGGCUUCAGCACUGAUAUUUACUAGUGUUUGUAAGGUUGGGUUAAGAAACCUGUAAAGCUCUUAUUGACCAGGGUAAAUGGACCUAUCCAAUGUCCAAAUUUUUUGGGAUAACAACAAUAAAGCUACAAUCGAGUUUGAAA
Molecule: messenger RNA, 1713 nt
Organism: Oncorhynchus nerka (sockeye salmon)
Lineage: Eukaryota; Metazoa; Chordata; Actinopteri; Salmoniformes; Salmonidae
Product: delta-aminolevulinic acid dehydratase-like
Exons: 12
Coding region: 143-1135 (330 amino acids)
Biological process (GO): heme biosynthetic process
Cellular component (GO): cytosol
Molecular function (GO): porphobilinogen synthase activity; zinc ion binding
Source: RefSeq, a predicted model, not a curated record